This is a messenger RNA of Ostrea edulis (European flat oyster), 8109 nucleotides long. RefSeq lists its product as uncharacterized. The record is from RefSeq and is a predicted model, not a curated record. Gene Ontology annotation, biological process: defense response to other organism. NCBI's taxonomy places the organism in Eukaryota, Metazoa, Mollusca, Bivalvia, Ostreida, Ostreidae. Gene Ontology annotation, molecular function: ADP binding; protein binding.
UAGCUAUUAUUUUUUCAUCCUCCAAAAGCGAAAGUAAAACAAGCAGUUUCUCGCGAUCCCGCGUUGUCAUAAGUUACGUUAGUAGUGAAUGCCAACAUUGCAUCUAUAACCGUCACGAUGAAUAUCAUUGCUCUCUGGUAACAUGGAUGAUGUAGACUUGAAUUCCCCCAACGUAGGGGUUGAUGGUACCCACAUUCAUCCAUGGGACCUGAUUCUUCAUGGACUUUCCCAGGAACUGGACUCGGAUCCAAGUCUUUUACAGGAGGUGUGUCAACGUGCAGCACAGGACCUGGGUCCAGCAUUUGCACAGGGCAUUCGGAAUGCGGACGAUUUUUUCAAGGCUUUAGAAAACAACUUGAGUAACGAAGAAGCAUUGAUUCUUGACUACUUGAUAGCUUUAGUAGACAUUGUUAAUUUACACAGCCAUCAGGGAACUCGACCAUUUAAAAAUGUUUUAAUUGAAUAUAAAAAUAAGUUAACCAAAUACAGAGAGGAUUGCGCACGAAUUUCCGUUUCAAGGACCGAAGAAUUCAUAGGCAGAGAAGCAGAUCUAAAAAAUAUAGAAGUAAACUUAAAAGGAGACAAAUACCAAGGUGUUGCUGUCUGUGGAAUGGGUGGGAUGGGAAAAACAAGUUUAGCCACUGAAGUUUGUUACAGACUACAGCAUGCUAGACAGAAUUGGCAUGUUAAGACUAUAGACAUGAGAGAGAAGGAGGACUUGGUUGACUUGCUGAGAGACCUGGUGAGUGAGGUGGGCCAGGAGUGUAAUAGUGCGGAAGUAAAGGAACUCUACCAGGAGUUGUUCACUGGAUUGAGAAGCUUGAAAACAAGGACUAUUUUCUUCAUGGAUAACCUGGACGACAUGAUGAAGAGUCGUAAGGCGAAAGCUGAGCUGCUUCGCUUUUUGGAUAAAUUCACUUCAGAUAUCAGAGUCUUGGACACAGAGGUUCGAAUUUUGCUCACUGUGAGACAAAAACUGGUCCUUGAGGAGGAAUUAAAUACAACGUUAAACAAAAAAAUCUCUAGAAACAUUGAGAGAUUUGGCAGUAAAUUGUUUGAACUAGAACUACAAAGACUGAGUCAGCAAGAUGGGGUUCACCUGUUCAAAGCCUGCUGCAGCAGACCAUUUACUCCUCCACCAGACAAUGAAGUCUGCCAGAAGAUUGUGGAAUUGUGUGGGGGAAGUCCAUUGGCCAUCAAAUCUGUUGGGGCUGCCAUCAGAAGUGGCAUGGUUAAUGCUGAAAUGCUGGCCAAAAAACUGGAAAAGGAUUUCCCUGGCCUACAAAUGGAGAGCAAAUGUCUUACCCAGACAUUCGAAACCUUGGACAAGAGCAAGCAAGACCUGCUAGUAAAGUUGCACGUAUUGGGAACAGCUAAAUUCGAUCUGCAAACUGCAGCAUAUGUGUUGGGUGAGAAGAGUAUGGAUGAUGACCAUCCAAUAAUGUUAGAAACGAAUGUAAAUAUGAUUUAUUUGAAGAGCCGUCAUUUUGUUGAGGUGGAUGAUUUGAGUAGGGAGGAGACAGAAGACAUUGAUACAGCCUCGAAGAAAGUGAGAUUUUCAUUACAUCCACUAGUUUGUGAGUUUCUCUGCCAAAUUGCUAAACAUGAAGUGUUUGAAGCACCAGUUAAUGAGGCCAAAUGUUUAUUCAUUGAUUAUGUAGAGAAGAAAAACAGUAAAAUUUUUGAGAAAUUCGAGAAAAAUUGUGUCAAAGCUUGGAAAGAAUUGAAAGAUUUCAAGUUUCACCUGAAGACAUAUUAUGAUUUGAUCCAGAAGAUCCACCCUGAUUUGCUGAAAUCGAAGAAGAGUUCAAGGUCAAUUCUGACUUGCAAACGAAUUUCAGAAGUAGCAGAUCUGUUUCUUGAAGAUUAUAUAAAGUUUAAACUCUUGGGCAAAUUCAUUGAACACUCAAAGAUGAGAGGGGAUUUUUUGGAAACUGCAUUAUGGCAAGUAUUUCUGGGAAGAAAAUUUUUUGAGAGUGACAGAAAUGAAAUAGCAGAGAACAUUUUGAAUUGUAUAUUGAAUGAAACACUACCAAGCAUUUCUCCUACCACUGGUAAUCUGGAGCCAUAUGUUGAAGUUGCAGGGGCUGUCUUUUAUUUUGCUGGGAAGCUAUGUCUCAAAGACCGAAAAUAUGUUGAGGCGCAGUAUUAUUUUGAAGAAGUUAAACAACUAUGGGGAAAAAAACUUGAAAAAGCUGUUAGAAACAAAUACAAGAUAGAUUUGGCAUUGGUUUACAAUUCUUUGGGGAAAGUGUAUGCAAAUUUGACCCCACCAAGUCUUCAACAAUCAAAAUACAAUCAUUUAAAGGCGUUUCUCUAUGCACAUAGCGUAUCCACCAACUUUAGCAACAUAGAUAUCCCAUUAUACAUUCACAAUAUUGGAAAAUGUUUGUACAGAGAGGGCCUUGAGCUGGAAAAAAGAGCUGAAAAAGUCUGGGCUAAAAAGUGCUUUAGAGAUGCAGAAAACUAUUAUCAACAAGCAAUCAGAUUGUUCAUUCAUUUCAAGAUGGAAAAGUUUGACAGCUUUGCAGAAGUCCAGCGAUCACUUGCUUUUGUCGAAAUGAAGUUGAGACAGAUGGGGCUGGCUGAGGACAACAUUGUAAAAGCGUAUGAGUUGAGGAAACUUGUGAUGUCACCUCCUCAUGAACUAAUAACCCUAACAGUACACGAUGUGGCCACUGUUCGGAUAGAAAGGGCCAUCUAUAUGUACUGGGACUACUUUCAGAACAAAUUAGGAGACAAAUAUGAACCCAUUAACAAGCUAUAUGAGGCCAUUUCUGACUAUGAGCAUGCAAUGCACUUGACAAAACUCGGAGGUCUGCCCAUGAACCAUCCAGAAUACCAGCUGAUGAAGGACAAUCAUAUGUGGGCAUUAACACAAGUCAGAGAAACUAAGAAAAUAGCCAAAGCUGUCCAGUUCUAUAAGGACUUUGAGAGUGGAAAGUUUGAGGGGACUCGAAAGAAGAGAAGAAGCAAGAAAGAAACAACAAAAUUUGUCUACACGUAUGAUGAACUACAGACCAUGCUCAGAGCAGGUGCUUUUACUGGAGCGAAGGUUUCUGCAGCUUCAUCUUCAGAUGAUGAUUAUUAUUCUUCUGAUGAUGAUGAUAGUGAUAAUUCACCACCUCCCCAGUUGCCCCUUCAAAGUGACUCCACCAAGAAGGACCCAAUUUUUAAUUUGCGACGAACAAGGAUAAACUUCAACUAUGUGUUUAGAGAAUGUCCAGAAAAGGAACAAGUAAAGUAUGGAGAUUUGACUGGAGAUGAUUAUUUUAUUGAGGAGGACUUUAAAGAAGUCAGUUUACUGGAGGAUUCCAAUGCUUGUGAAGAGCUGAUGAAAGAGUCGGAGGACAUGGAUGUUGAUAACAUCGAUGAUGAUGACACUGAUCUGAUGUCUCUACCGCAAAAGGAAGGAUCUAUGCAAAGUCUGGUAAGAAGAACUAGUGACAUUUCAGUUUCUUCUCAAGACUCAUUAGAAGAAGAUGAUAUAGAAGCAAAAAGAAAGCGGUUUGCUAGGAAAGGUUCCAGAGAGAGUUCUUUACAGGAUUUCCUGGAGGACAGACUGAGUGAAUCAAAGAUGGUCACAAAAGGAAGACUAGCGUCCACCUCCUCCACAUCCAUUGAUGUCAGCAUUGACGAGGAGUCAGCAUAUGGAGUAGAGAGAAAUCCAGGACUAGUGAGGUUGAAGAAAAUUAUUCACGAAUGUUUUGCAGAGCAGGAGGCAGCACAGAAAGAGGCCAAACUGAAGCGAACAAGAAUGCAGAGACAACCAACCAUCAAUGAGGAACCGGAUGGGGUUGGUGGUACCCAUAUUCAUCCAUGGGACCUGAUUCUUCAUGGACUUUCCCAGGAACUGGACUCGGAUCCAAGUCUUUUACAGGAGGUGUGUCAACGUGCAGCACAGGAUGUGGGUCAAGUAUUUGAACAAGGCAUUCAGAAUGCGGACGUUUUUUUCAAGGCUCUGGAAAACAACUUGAGUAACGAUGAAGCAUUGAUUCGUGACUAUUUGAUAGCUUUAGUAGAAAUUGUUAAUUUACACAGCCAUCAGGGAACUCAGCCAUUUAAAAAUGUCUUAGUUGAAUAUGAAAAUAAAUUAACCAAGUACCGAGAGGAUUGCACGCGAAUUUCCGUUUCAAGGACUGAAGAAUUCAUAGGCAGAGAAUUGGACCUAAAAAAUGUAGAAGUAAACUUAAAAGGAAAAAAAUAUUUAGGUGUUGCUGUCUGUGGAAUGGGUGGGAUGGGAAUAAGUUUAGCCACUGAAGUUUGUUACAGACUACAGCACGCUAGACAAAAUUGGCAUGUUAAGACUAUAGACAUGAGAGAGAAGGAGGACUUGGUUGACUUGCUGAGAGACCUGGUGAGUGAGAUGGGCCAGGAGUGUAAUAGUGCGGAAGUAAAGGAACUCUACCAGGAGUUGUUCACUGGAUUGAGAAGCUUGAAAACAAGGACUAUUUUCUUCAUGGAUAACCUGGACGACAUGAUGAAGAGUCGUAAGGCGAAAGCUGAGCUGUUUCCCUUUUUGGAAAAAUUCACUUCAGAUAUCAGAGUCUUGGACACAGAGGUACCGUAUAAUACUGCCAAUUAUGCCGAAACUUACAUUUAUAAAGAAGAAAAUAAGUAUACAGUUAUUUUCCCUACAUCCAGUUCACUGUUUCAGCCUCCACCAGAUAAUGACGUCUGCCAGAAGAUUGUAGAAUUGUGUGGGGGAAGUCCAUUGGCCAUCAAAUCUGUUGGGGCUGCCAUCAGAAGUGGCAUGGUUAAUGUUGAAAUGCUGGCCAAAAAACUGGAAAAAGAUUUCCCUGGCCUACAAAUGGAGAGCAAAUGUCUUACCCAGACAUUCGAAACCUUGGACAAGAGCAAGCAAGACAUACUGGUAAAGUUGCACGUAUUGGGAACAGCUAAAUUCGAUCUGCCAACUGCAGCAUAUGUGUUGGGUGAGAAGAGUAUGGAUGAUGACCAUCCAAUAGUGAUAGAAACGAAUGUAAAUAUGAUUUAUUUGAAGAGCCGUCAUUUUGUUGAGGUGGAUGAUUUGAGUAGGGAGGAGACAGAAGACAUUAAUACAGCCUCGAAGAAAGUGAGAUUUUCUUUGCAUCCACUAGUUUGUGAGUUUCUCUGCCAAAUUGCUAAACAUGAAGUGUUUGAAGCACCAGUUAAUGAGGCCAAACAUUUAUUUAUCGAUUAUGUAGAGAAGAGAAGCAGUAAAAAUUUUGAGAAAUUCGAGAAAAAUUGUGUCAAAGCUUGGAAAGAAUUGAAAGAUUUCAAGUUUCACCUGAAGACAUAUUAUGAUUUGAUCCAGAAGAUCCACCCUGACUUGCUGAAAUCGAAGAAGAGUUCAAGGUCAAUUCUGACUUGCAAACAAAUUUCAGAAGUAGCAGAUCUGUUUCUUGAAGAUUAUGCAAAGUUCAAACUCUUGGGCAAAUUCAUUGAGCACUCUAUUCUGAGAGGGGAUUUUUUGGAAACUGCAUUAUGGCAAGUAUAUCUGGGAAGAAAUUUUUUUGAGAGUGACAGAAAUGAAAUAGCAGAGAACAUUUUGAAUUGUAUAUUGAAUGAAACACUACCAAGCAUUUCUCCUACCACUGGUAAUAUGGAGCCAUAUGUUGAAGUUGCAGGGGCUGUCUUUUAUUUUGCUGGGAAGCUAUGUCUCAAAGACCGAAAAUAUGCUGAGGCGCAGUAUUAUUUUGAAGAAGUUAAACAACUAUGGAAAAAACUUGAAAAAGCUGUUAGAAACAAAUACAAGAUAGAUUUGGCAUUGGUUUACAAUUCUUUGGGGAAAAAUAUUGGAAAAUGUCUGUACAGAGAGGGCCUUGAACUGGAAAAAAGAGCUGACAAAGUCUGGGCUGAAAAGUGCUUUAGAGAUGCAGAAAACUAUUAUCAACAAGCAAUCAGAUUGUUCACUCAUUUCAAGAUGGAAAAGUUUGACAGCUUUGCAGAAGUCCAGCGAUCACUUGCUUUUGUAGAGAUGAAGUUGAGACAGAUGGGGCUGGCUGAGGACAACAUUGUAGAAGCGUAUGAGUUGAGGAAAAAGAUUAUAUCACCUCCUCAUGAACUAAUAACCCUGACAGUACAUGACGUGGCCACUGUUCAGAUAGAAAGAGCCAUCUAUAUGUACUGGGACUACUUUCAGAACAAAUUAGGAAACAAAUAUGAACCCAUUAACAAGCUAUAUAAGGCCAUUUCUUACUAUGAGCAUGCAAUGCACUUGACAAAGCUUGGAGGUCUGCCCAUGAACCAUCCAGAAUACCAGCUGAUAAAAGACAAUCAUUUGUGGGCAUUAACACAAGUCAGAGAAACUAAGAAAAUAGCCAAAGCGCUCCAGUUCUAUAAGGACUUUGAGAGUGGAAAGUUUGAGGCGACUCGAAAGAAGAGAAGAAGCCAGAAAGAAACAACAAAAUUUGUCUACACGUAUGAUGAACUACAGACCAUGCUCAGAGCAGGUGCUUUUACCGGAGCGAAGGUUUCUGCAGCUUCAUCUUCAGAUGAUGAUUAUUCUGAUGAUGAUCUCGAUGACAGUGAUAAAUCACCACCUCCCCAGUUGCCCCUUCAAAGUGACUCCACCAAGAAGGACCCAAUGUUUAAUUUGCUACGAACAAGGAUAAACUUCAACUAUGUGUUCAGAGAAUGUCCAGAAAAGGAACGAGUUAAGUAUGGAGAUUUGACUGGUGAUGAUUAUUUUAUUGAGGAGGACUUUAAAGAAAUCAGUUUACUGAAGGAUUUCAAUGCUUGUGAAGAGCUGAUGAAAGAGGAGGAGGAUAUGGAUGUUAACCUUGAUGAUGAAGACACUGAUAUGAUGUCUCUGUCGCAAAAGGAUGGAUCUAUGCAAAGUCUCAGGAGAAGAACUAGUGACAUUUCAGUUUCUCCACAAAGCUCAUUAGAAAAGGGCGAUAUGGAAGCGAAAGGAAAGCGGUUUGCGAGGGAAUAUUCCAGUUCUUUACAGGAUUUCCUGGAGGACAGACUGAGUGAAUCAAAGAAGAUCACAAAAGUGAGAUUAGCGUCCACCUCCUCCACAUCCAUUGAUGUCAGCAUUGACGAGGAGUCAGCAUAUGGAGUAGAGAGAAAUCCAGGACUAGUGAGGUUGAAGAAAAUUAUUCACGAAUGUUUUGCAGGAAAGGAGCAGGAGGCAGCACAGAAAGAGGCCAAACUGAAGAGACCAAUGUUGCAGAAACAACCAACCAUCAAUGAGGAACCGGAUGACACAAGUCAGCCAGUGGACACAAAGCAAAAGACAACAAAGAGAAGGAGAUCAAAAUAGUGACUUUGCACCUGCUUUCUUUUCAAGAUAAAGAAUAGCAUUGGGUUGCAAGCUAAUUUAUGAUAAAUAUCUUAUGAUAUCAAUGCAGAGUUUUUAAACUGGCGGAAUUUGCUUUUUAAAAUGGCCACGGAGAACGCGUCAAUUUUUCAAAGUUAUCUGAUCUCAACAAAACUUUUUCAUGUAGGGGUAGUUUUUUAAAAGUUUGGCUGUCAAAACAUGUUAAAUAUCUCAAUAAACUUCAAUGUAUAUCGAGGAACCCCUUCCCAAGUUUUUACAGGGGGUUCUGAAAUGCUUUUUAAGGCAUUAAUUCACGUGCUGAUGAGGAUACAAAAACUUUGCUUUACAGAAAACACCCGGCCCGGCCCAAUUUAUUAAUGUCCUAUAUCAACAAAAUUUUGUAUGAUGGGGUAUUUGAAGAUAGGGAAUAAAAUAAUGAACUCGACCGAAACAUGUCAAAUUUCUGAAUUAAACAAUAAUGCAGAGGAGAACCCCCGCCUAAUUUUUAUUCCUGCCUUUAUAGGUACUUUCAGUAUUCCAUAUGCUAUUUGGGAUACAAUGAAACUAAAGUUACUGUAUAGGGAAACCCCUGUCCAAAUUUGUAAAGUUUUCAGUGUUGUCUGCUCUCAACCAAAUUUGGUAACCAAUAACGUAGGCUAGUUGAGGAUAGGAAAUAAAAUGGUGACCUGGAAACGGCUGCCAUUUUCAAAAAUGGCCGCUAAAUACGCAUCAAAUUUUCAACAUUUUACGAUCUGAAUGAAAUUUAGAAAGAUGGGGUAGUUGAGGAUGGUGCAUUAAAUAGUAAAUCCAAAAUCAUCAUUAUAUUGAAAACAAUUUCAAUGGCUUCAUAUAUUAUUUGUAUC